Chelonus insularis is the source of this 8341-nucleotide messenger RNA. RefSeq names its product ectopic P-granules autophagy protein 5 (gene Epg5). Gene Ontology annotation, cellular component: cytoplasm. The coding region runs from base 490 to 8250 and encodes 2586 amino acids. The record is from RefSeq and is a predicted model, not a curated record. The transcript has 8 exons. Gene Ontology annotation, biological process: autophagosome maturation. Lineage: Eukaryota; Metazoa; Arthropoda; Insecta; Hymenoptera; Braconidae.
GCACCACCAUCUGUCGUGAGUGAAGUGAACAUAACCUCACAUACAUUACAAGUAAACGUGCAAAUGUAGUCUCUCGCGUCACAUAAUUAAUAAUCAAUUUGAUCGAUAAAUUGUUUACUUCGAGGUUGAAUUGUAAUUUACAAUUAACAGACCAUAAAAGUGUGUAAAUUGAAAAUGAGUUAGGUGCUUCUUUGUCUGUUCAUAUUUAGACUGUUACGUUUCUUCGUAUCAUCUCACUUGUAAUGUUUAUGUAUCUAUCAAGGUGGACAUUAUCAUUAUUGUCAACGGGGUUGUUCAUUGUUAGAAUUUGAUUUCCUUGAGCAAGAGUUUCAUCGCGUGUGACCACAAACAUUGCUGGUCAAUGUUAGGAAGGUCGUGUGCUACAUUGAAAUAAUGGAAACUAUAUCAAAAAUUAACAUUUCUACAUUGCAUCUAAUCGCUAAGUUAUGCAGAAUAUUUGUAUUUAAUUGUUUUAAUUGUUAAAUAAUCAUGGCGACAAUGGAGAAAAUGAAAUCAAGACAGAAACGUAAGAAAGAUAAAAUCCGGGCUUAUAAUAUUGAAAGACAAAUUCCAGACGCUCCAACGAUGGAGGAAUUUGAGUGUCUCUUAGGAGAAUCACCAACCAAUUACCCAAGAGUUGAAGGGAUUGAAAACAUGGAAAGUGAGCUACAUUCAGCAGCAAUAGAUACUGAAAUUUAUGAAAAAGAAACAGAAAUUGUGGUGAUUAAAAAUAAGGAACAGGAAGAAGUUGAUGGAAGGAAUCAAAUAGGUGAAGAAAAGAAUGAAGAACAAAUAGAAAAAGUGAUGCAAGAUAAUGGAGAGAUAGUUAAUGAACCAUUACCUCAACCAGUUGAUGAAGUUGAUGCUAUUGAAUUGCCAGUGCCCAUUUUGAUCGAAGAGCAAUCGAGUAAUAAUGAAGAGCAAACCGAAAGUACAGUUUCUAGUUCACAAUCAAUCCAAUCAGCGCCCACUGCUCCAAUUGUUGAAAAGGUUGAAAAUGACAAAUUAAUCGAUCAACCAGAGGUUGAAAGUUUUAAUAAAUCUUCUGUCAAUGAAUUAAAAACAACAAAUCAAGAACCAUCAGUUAAAUUAACACCAAAGGCUAGUGAAAAAAUAAAGGCUGUCAACAAAGUUAUUCCUUUUUCUGAAGCUCAAUUGUCUGCUUUAUAUAGUAAUAAGGAAUUAACAUUGGUAGAUUCAUUUAUAACUGAAUUCGUUGAAACACAAUUGCGAAGUAAUGCUGUUCGUCAACAGCAUCGGUUACAUGAGCUACUCAUGACAUAUUUACGAAUAAGAAAUCACUUGAUAAUGAAUUCUCAUGAGCUGGAAAGUUUAAAAAAAAAUUGUAAAGAGGUACAAAAACAGUUAUGGCAUCUUGAUAAUGCUUCAAUUACUGAAUCUGGUGAAUGUCAAGAUGGGAAUCCAGUAAGUGCGACUCAUGAGUAUUCGAUAGCUCAUUUUAAUCAACAAGCUUUGAAUUCAUUAACAAAAAAUUUGUCUGCUAUAAAAGAACUUCUUCAUAAUGCUCAAGCUCUCUAUUGUUAUGAAGCAGAAAUGCUAAAGCUUCAGAUAGAACAUUAUAUUCAAAGGGUUUGUAUAUCUUGCAAAGAACUUGCUACAUUGCCUCAAAAUGCACCAGUUAAUUUAACUGCUAUUCAAAUGCCUUCUCAAACGAUGCCUCAGCUUCUUGAACUCCGAAUGUGCAUUACAAUUCUCUUUAAUUUUCAAAGACGGAUUUUGAAAGAUGGAAAAUUUGUGUUAGACUCCAGAGAAUGGCUUACAAGAUUGGUAGCAGUGCUUUUACGUGUUGCAACAUGGCAAGAUCAUUUAUUUUUACUCAAUCAUGUUCUAAGAUGUCCUGGAGGUGUUGCUAAUUGGGCAGCAAGUUUUAUUCAAACACCACCAAUGCCUAAAAGUCGAGGAAUCAGUUCUUCACCUCUUAAUGAUCCCUACUUGGAUCACAUGGUCACUACUCUUGCAGUUAUUUUAUUACCAGUCAAAGAAAGAGAAAUGUUUCUUGAACAAGUACAAAUCUCUUUACAAGACACUGGAAGUAACCCUGGUGAUACUGUUUGGGUGAUGCUUGACGAAGAAGGAGAGGAAGAUGAAGAUAUAUCUAACAUUGGAGCAAACUUAUUUGAAAGUGAUUUAAUAACUUUAUUAAAUCAAGUUCCUUUAGAUAAAUUAUUUGAACAAGUUUUACUAAUUGAUAAACAAGACUAUGGAUUUUCUCAAGAUAAACAAGGAAUAACUGAACAUCAUAUGUUAAGAAUUUUUGCCUUUUCUACAACACUUGUCAGACUUUUUAGACAAGGAUUAAAAACCUAUGAUUCCCCAAGAUAUAGACAAUUAGCAAAAAGACUUAGUGCUCUGAUAAGAGAUGUAGUUCAAUAUGCAAGUGAUCAAUGGGAAGCGUUUGAUAAAAGUAAAAUAGUAGAUCAGUUAAUGAUGAUUAGACUUCAGACAGAAUAUGAUUGCUUCUUUUUCCGUGCAGCUAUGUGUAUAUUCUCAUCACGACGACUUGGUGCUUGGCAAUAUUUAGCAGCUAUUCCAUAUCAUAUAGUAUCUAUCAAUACUCUUUGGCAUAUUUUUUAUGCUUUACAUAAAGAUUCAAUAACUGUAGACCCACUUGAAACAGAUUUAUCUGCAGAAGAAUGGGAGAAUGAGUUGAAUUCUUCAAUGUUAAUGAAACAAUUUGAAGAAAAGUUAAUGGAUAUGCCUGGUGAUGAAUCUUACUUUCUUUUGACAACAUUUGCUAACAUGGCAAUGGCUAGAACAAGUCGAGAUCAUGAUUUCAUCAAAGCUGUAACAAUAGAUUUAUUCAGAAUUGGAUUCUUGAGUGAAAAAACUCAGGAAUCAUGCUCCAAAGAUGCUCGAUCUUUAAUUUCAAAUCUCACAAGCAAACAUUCAACGUUAUUAUCUACAAUCCUCAUCAAAAUGAGAGAUAAUUUUGUAUCAGUUAAAAAUUGGAGUUUAUAUUUAUUUACAGAAUUAAGUGUCGGAAAGUGGAUUCCAAGUGAAGAAGACAUUGGAAUUUUAUCAAGCUGGCUACAUAAUAAUCCAUUAUCAUCAACAGAAAGUCUCCUAGCUCGUUUGAUUUUGACUAAUUUAAACUGGGGACUAGACAAAAAUGGAGAUCUCUUUUUUCCUGUAAAUCUUCAUCAUAGAAUUGCUUUACUAGUUGUUGAAUUAACAAUUAAAUAUGUUCCUGAAACACCUGGACAAACGGCUUCACUGCUUGCUGAAGGUGUUAAACAAGUAUCGUCCAUGGUGAGACCUCAAAAUAGUGAACAAGCAUUCACACUUUGGGCUUGGGAUAUGGUAACAAGACUUCGUCUUCAUCAACUAGAUCAAUCAAAUUCUGCAUGCCGAAAUGCCAUGUCAAACCCAGCAGAAGCCUUCUUUUAUGUUCCUGAUAUUGACUCAAAUGCGUCAUUAGAAAUUCUUGUACAUGGAGUUCGAGAAAAACAACCCAUUGCUUGCUUCGUGUCUACAAUGAUGACACUCUGGGGUCACUCUAUUCCUUUAAUUUGUACCAAAGGCUUUACGCAGUUAUCUAUUCUUCAAUGUUUCUAUAAAUAUGAACAGCUUCUUAUUGCUCUUCAUCAUAUUAUACCAUUGUUCUUAUGCUGCUCAGAUUCACUCUUUAAAAAUGAGCGAUUUAAUAGCCUUAUUGUAUCACUUAUCACUGCAGAUAGAACUUAUGUAAAGAUGGCGAAAAAUUUGAUUGCUCCAGAAUUUCCUGGUCCAAUCAUGAAACAUUUUUCCAAUAUGAUCGAGUCACAUAUGGCUAAUUAUAAAAGAUAUUGUCUGUCAAGUCCUGAACCAUUUGUUCGACUCUGGUUAAAUGUACUAGUUCGAGUCCCUGAUUGGAAUCGUGAUCAGAAUGUUAUGUUUCUGAUCGACAUAAUUAUUCGGGCAGCAUUCUUUUAUUUAGAUGCAAGAACUACCACGGAAAAUGUAUUCCAGAACCUUUUUUCUAACCUGGGUGCUGGUAAAUCAUCAGGAUCAAUUGGCUCUUUCUUCAGUUGGGCAACAGGAUCUGGAAAUACACCAAGUCUUUUAGGAGGAUCAAUUCAAUCUGUUUGGUUAGCAUAUGAAAUUCUUCGUACAGAACAGCAGGAAAGAGAGUUAAAAACAGGACUUUGGAAAGAAUUUCUACGAGAAUUAUCUCAACAAUCAAAAGUAUCAUUAGACAGUGCGUUAAAACGUGCAUGUGCUACAUUAAAAAUUCCACCAUACAGUUCAAAUGGAUUGUCUAUUUACCGCUGGUCUCAACAAGCACUAGAUACUCCAAUGGAUCACCCAAUGCUUCCAUUAUUAUGGCAAAACUUCUUCACUCUUUUCUUAUCUAGAGUACCAACAUCUGCAGGUGUUCCUGAUAGAGGUGGUUUGGGAGAUAAAUUUUUCGAAGGAAUGAUUAAUUUAAGUUAUUUGAAGAAAAUUAAAAAGCGUUUGCAUGACACAACAGAAUAUUUUCAAGCAAAAGGAGAACGUGAUGUGGAUAAUGGUAAACCGAUGACUGAUGAGAGGAGAGUUUUUUAUUUCAAUGCUGCAAAGUUUUAUAAAACUUUGAGUUUAUGGCUAGAAGAACCAAGACUUCAAGAAUCUGGAUUAUAUCUUCCUGCUUUACCUCCUCAGUAUAUGUCACAAAAACUGGUGCUUCUGAUGCAAGGAGAUCAUAGACCUUGGCUUGAAUAUAUUGAUUAUGACCAAGUGCAACAGUUGCAAUUAAAGGCAACAAGUGAGUGGCAAAAAACAUGUCAUCGAUCGGUUGAAGAGAGUCAUAUGAAAAUUACUUCAACACCAACAACACCUUUAGAACCUGCUGAUCCUAUUCAAAGAAUUUAUCGGCGACUAAGUACCUAUGAAAGUCCUGAAUCACCGCCAUCAUUAAGUCGUCAUAAUAAUUUAAUAGAACACAUAUCAAAAGAUACUCUUCAUGAUUCUGAUCGGGUAAUUCGUUCCGUAAAAACUCAUUUAAAAGGAAUAUUAGAUUACGCACAGACUUAUAAUCUUCUUGUCUCAGAACAUACAGCAGUAGACUGUUGCUUUUUGGAAUUGAUUCCUACUUUAUAUAAAGAAGUUGAAAGUCAAGUUACCCUUCAUGCACUUUGUGAUCCAGCACCACCAGGUCAACGAAGAUCUCGGUCAGGAACUCCACCCACAGUUCAUUGUGCUGGACCUGCUGUAAUUAGAAUAAAAAUUUCUGAAGCACGUGUUAGUGAUGGAAUUGAUCAGAUGAUUAGUCAGAAUCGUGCAGAGUAUGAAAAUUUAUUGAUCAAAGCUUGUCAACCACCUCCAAGUAAAGUAACCCAAGGUUGUGUUUUUAUAGAUCAUUUAAUAGCUCUUCUUGAACAUGAAUUAAAUGUUAAUCGAACAUGUGAAAACACUGCCAUACUUCGUAAUGUCCAAGAAAGUGGUGUUAAACUUUUUUACCAUUUAGUGGAAUUUUACAAUGAAGAUGCUGCACUUUGUCCACCGACCAAGCAACUUAUAACAACAUGUAUUGAAAAAUUAGGACAAAUGUUUAUUAGUGGUGAAGAAAAUGAAGGUCCAAGAUUAUUAAGUACUAUUAUGCAACGAUCUAAUCUCGGGGGAUUACUUGGUCCUCAUUUUACUCCAGUAGCUGGUGGAGCAACCAGAUUUUUACAAAUGUACCAAACUGUUGUUGAUUUAUCAACAGGAACCAAUGUGGACUUAUGUUUUGUAUUACUUUCCAAGUUUGAUGUUGGUAGUUGGUUGAAUUAUCGACGACCAAGAUUGAGUGAACGAUCUACUUUUAUAGAUCUAGUUUCCAAAGCAUUAUGUGAUAUAGGACUUAAUCCUGAAGAAGAUAAAUUAAUUCUUCAUGAACAAUUUCGUAAUCAUUUGAGACUAGUGUUGUUACAUGAAUUCCCGGAACAUUAUGGAGAAGUUCUUAGUGCAAUUCUACGAGGAAGUGAAGGUCAAAAUCUAUCCUUGGAUGUUUGGAGAGAUUUAUUAGGUGCAUUAAGUGGACGACCGAAAUGUGCAGUGCCGAUUCAUCCCGGAAAAGUUAGAGAAGAAAUCAGAAGAUAUGCAACAGAACAAAGAUUAUUGACACGUCAAGAAAUUUAUGAUACCGCGGUACUUUUAAGUAAACAUUUCAUGAAAGAAAGACUUCAGUAUGGUCUUUAUGGUCUAUACCCAAAGUAUCGAGUAUACAAUGAGCCUCUUGUAAUUUUUCUGGGGAUGAUAGGACAUGCAUUGGUAGUAAUGACUCUUCAAUUCGAUCGCGGAUCUUUAGCUGAUCAGCUUUGCGAACGAAUUUGGCCUGUAUUGAGUGAUAUGUUUGCUCCUUGGAUUACACCUUAUUGGACAAGAAAUUUGAGAGAACCUACAGCUGCUUGGAUCCAACAACUCACUGAUGAUCGAUCAGUAUUGUUGCCAUGGAUUAUCACUGAUGGGCCUUAUGCAAAUAAAACAGUUGCUAUUUUUGUUGAAUGUAUCAGAUUUAUUAUUGAUACUAUGCCAGCAUCCAGCAAAAUUCUCUGCUACGUUUGGCAAUUUUAUGUCAACAACUUUGCUCAUGCUUCAGUUAAAGAUCACAUUCUUAAUGUCAUUCACGGGAAUUUCUUAUCACUCCCUUGGGAUAGAUUCUCGCCAGGGAUUAAUGAUGUAGAAUUAAUGGUCAAAGUUGUUGAUCAAUAUCUACCAGAUAGUCAUCUAUUUUUAGGAAGUGUUUUUGUUUCUAUCAACUGGACUGUAUGGAUAAAUGAAGUUUUGACAACUCAACCACUUCCUGUUGCUGCUCGAGCCCAUGUUUGUUUAUUGAAUUUGUUUGUAAAACUUUCUAAUGAACCAAAUGUACGACAGAAUGAAAAAACAGUUCAAUUGAUUAAUGAAGCUGAAAAGUUCCCUUGGCAUCUAGUAGAUGCAACAGUUUAUGAUCAAGUUAUUAAUUGGCAUGUAAUGAGUUGUGACCCUCGAGUAAUUAUCUCUUCAACAAAUAAUCAACCACAAAUUCAUCCAAUUGAUCUAGCAAUAAACAAUCUUUUGAAAGUUGUCGCGGCCUACGACCCUGCAGUGACCCACUUCCACCCUACGACAUUAAAGAAACGACAGAUGUACGUGCGUUCAUCGGUGAAACUGUUAGUCAACUGCACGACACGACAUAAGACCUUAGUUUCCACUAAUAUUAAGGCUUUCACAACUACAUUAUCAAUGAUGUUGGAUGAAAUGGAAAUGAUCAUUACAAGUACUGUUUCUGGUCCUCAACAAGCAGCAGAGGCAGGUCUUUUAUUAACAGAAUUAUUACAUUCAAUUCAUCAAAGUGGAUUUUUAGUAGAACAACUACGAAUUAGUUGGUCUAAAUGGUUAUCUGAAAAAACAGCAUCAAAUCCAAUUCUUUUGGGAAUUCUUAAAGUCAUUGGAGUAACUGUGACAUCUUCAUCAACUCUUGGAGAUCUUACAGAAGCUGCAUUAGAAGCUUAUUUUAAACACAGUGUUACUGAUGAUCUAGAACCAACAUGGGCAUCAGUUCUUGGUAUUCUUCAACCAAUUGUUCCUAGACAACCACCAAUAGAAGGAGUUUUAGUUGCCGAAGGCAAACUUCUUACUCUUUAUGCCAUGCUUUUAAAACGAUUGCCGUCCUGUAGAGAUAUCAGGGAAGAAGGAAUGCUUUUAGUAAAUCUUAUCGAUUGGAUCAGUGCGAUUAAACCAUCAGAUGUUGCUGAAGCAAAAUUUCCCUUAUUGUGGGCAAAAGCAUUCGAAUUAGCAUAUAGGCAGUGUCAAUAUAGUGAAAAUACAAUAGUGGCAGCGAGAUCAUUAAAAAGAUUAAGUCGAGCCUUGUUAACAGUCGCUGAUGAUGCAGGCCAAGGUUGGGGGAUUCUUGGAGCGAUUGGAAUAAGAAAAGGCUCCCAACUUUCUAUAAGAUGUAAAUUCUUAGCACGUGCUUUGGGUAUUUACUGCCUUGCUCAACUGCCAGAAUCGAAAUCUGAACAACAAAUGAUACGUUUUACUCCUCAUUCACCUGGUAUUGCACCUGUAAGACCUAAUAAUGACUUGGAUCCUCUUGAUGCCCGGCCUAAUCCAGAUACUGUAAAAGGUAUACAGACUUUGGAAAGUCUUUCGACAAAUAAACAAUAUGCUGAACUAAAAGGUGACAUCGAACAAGCUAUCAAGAUGAUUCGGGACUCUGCUAAUUCACUUCAUAAUGCUGUUAUGAUCACUGGGCUUUUAACUACAGAGUUAUAUAGUGAAAAAUACUUACACGUUUUAAGUGAUUAAAUGAAUAUUUUAUUUGCGACUGAAAAAACAGGGUUUAUUUGUUUAACUUUUUUUUUUUUUUUUUGGAGGUAUUAGAUUCGCUUAAGCAAAU